GAGCAGACAGUGUGAUUUGACCCCGCCCUUCUUCUGCGGUGAAACGUUUGACUGUGCCACGGCUGAAUUUUAAUACCGAAAGUGUCCCACGGUUCGUCGGUACGCCGCUGAAAUGGCUGCUGCGGCGACAGAAGAAACACCCGCACCGACUGUUGAAGAUGAUGCACCGCCCGUGGAGACAGAUACGGACAAUGGUGGAGAGAAAGAAGAGGGCCUCCCCGAACCGGAAACAGAGGAGCCACCAGGCAGUAGUGUAGAACCGAAAAUGGAAGAAGUGGACGCUGAGGUCGGUGAAGAGAAGCCCGCAGAGGCUGCAGACAAGGCCGCGAGCGAGGCGGCUGUGACGGACGACGGUGCCGUUAUGGAGGCGACAGCUGCAGCGGGAGAACCGGAGCAAGAACCGGAGCAAAAGCCAGUGGCGAAGGAAAGCCCUGGGGAUAGCAACAACGAGUCUGGGAACGAUAACACAAUAAAAGAGGCGAAGGAGGAACCGGGAGAAGACAGCCGGUGCUCGGGGAUGGACUGCGAGAAGAGCAAAACAGGUUGUGAGGAUGUGGAGAAGCCCAGCGGUGGAGGGGACGGGGAGCUGGGCGACAAGAGGCGGCCGAGCGUGGAGAUCUCAUCCUCGGAUGGGGAACCAUUGAGCCGGAUGGACUCGGAGGACAGUAUCAGCAGCACCCUGAUGGAGAUGGACAGCACGGUAUCCAGUGGGCGCUCCACCCCUGCUAUGAUGAAUGGACAGAGCAGUGCCAGCUCUUCAGGGCCUAAAACAGUGGCUUACUCCUGCUGCUGGGACCUGUGUCCACAGUGCUUCAACUCCAGUCCUGACUUGGCAGAGCACAUCAGAGGCAUUCAUGUUGACGGGCAGAGAGGAGGGGUUUUUGUGUGUCUAUGGAAGGGCUGUAAAGUAUAUAACACACCAUCCACCAGUCAGAGUUGGCUUCAGAGACACAUGCUAACCCACAGUGGAGAUAAACCCUUCAAGUGUGUGGUUGGAGGCUGCAACGCCAGCUUUGCUUCCCAAGGAGGGUUAGCCCGUCAUGUCCCCAGCCACUUCAGUCAGCAGAGCUCCUCCAAAAUGUCAAGCCAGGCCAAACUCAAGGAGGAGUCUCCCUCUAAGGCCGGCCUCAACAAGAGGAAGAAGCUCAAGAACAAACGCAGGUGCUCCCUACAGGCCAAAGCUGGACCACAACACAUGCAGACACAGACACAAAAAGCGAGGCCCCAUGACUUCUUCGAUGCUCAAACCAUGGAUGCUAUUCGGCACAGGGCCAUCUGUCUCAACCUGGCUACCCACAUAGAGAGCGUGGGCAACGGUCACAGUGUGGUCUUCAACAGCACGGUGCUUGCCAGAAGGAAAGAGGGGUCUGGCAAGGUGAAGGUCCUCCUACACUGGACACCCGAGGACAUAUUACCUGACGUGUGGGUGAAUGAAACGGAGCGAUCGCAGCUGAAGACGAAAGUGGUGCACUUGUCCCAGUUACCGCAGGACACGGCCAUGAUGCUUGACCCCAACAUCUAUAGAGCACUUCCUCAGAAGCGGCUGAAGCGCAGCCUGUAAGGACUCAUCUGUGGACUUGAUACUUAUGGGGGAAGGCUUGUUCAUAGGAAGUUUAUCUAUAUGGGAUGGGACGCUCUUCAUCUGUCUCUGCUGAAUUGGGGAAUUGAAGUGGCGAUUAAAGGAAGUAUAACUUGGCAGCGCUGCAGUUCUCCUUUUUUUUUCACCCCCUUUUCAAUUUUGUAUAUCUGAAACGACUGUUGUAGCCAAGGGCGGUGUAAAAGGGGACAACACUUUUUUUAUUUUAUUAUUAUUUUUUUUUACAAAGUUUGUGUUCAUCAACAACUCAAAUGAAUGUUUUUCUUCUUUUUUAAGCAACAAACUGAAAAAAUAUACUUCAUAGCCCAUGGUGUAAAAAGUCUUUUUGUGUAACCUUGUCCGAAAAACCGCAUAUUUUAUAACUGUAUUGUGUAAAAUAUUUAAGCAGAUUUUUAACUUAUUUUUAUACUAUUGUGUACUGUGGGGUUUUGUGAAGGUUUGAAUAGAACCGUAUUUACUGUGAUAAUCUAUGUAACUGUCAGUUUGGGGUAUUUGGACAUUACUUGUUGUAAUUACAUUGUACAUGAUAUAAGUCUUAACAGUUUAUGCUAUUUAUAAUUGCUGAGUGCAGUACUUUUACUCGUGUGUAUGACAAUGAAGUAUGACCUUGUACUGGUCAUGUCAGACUUGCAUUUAAUGCAAAAGAAAACUUUACAGGAGCAAUAACUCAGUAGUUAAGAACACUGCAGUGCAGCUCUUAAUCUUACCAGUCUGAAGACAAACAUAUGUCAUUUGACUCUAAUAUUUCAGUAUACACUUAGUGUGAAUCACACCAACCCCUCUCCCCAAGUAACAUGAACUAUGAACUGUUUUUAACAUAGCUGUUAAGAUAACCUUCAUUAUGCUUUUUUAAAUGGUGUGUUUUCUACUGUAUGAUGUACCUGUUCAACAUGGAAUACUGUGUUUGUAAUAAAAGGGGAAACAAUGACA
Molecule: messenger RNA, 2527 nt
Organism: Notolabrus celidotus (New Zealand spotty)
Lineage: Eukaryota; Metazoa; Chordata; Actinopteri; Labriformes; Labridae
Product: zinc finger protein aebp2-like
Exons: 10
Coding region: 113-1561 (482 amino acids)
Biological process (GO): regulation of transcription by RNA polymerase II
Cellular component (GO): ESC/E(Z) complex
Source: RefSeq, a predicted model, not a curated record